UCAGAAGGGAAGUAUAUUUUUCUCCUAAACAAUGACAUUGAUGAUUUCAUUUUCCACUUGGUAUAUUGUGGAAGUUGUGGUCACUGAAUAUCUUUUGUGCAUGGCUCAUUCUGAUACAACUGUUGGAAGGAUGCUUGUCGGGAACAAAUAUGAUUUGGAGAAUAUAAGGAGUGUGAGCGUGGAGGAAGGCAAGAGUCUCGCAGAAUCAGAGGGAUUGUUCUUCAUGGAGACAUCUGCAUUAGAUUCAACAAACGUUAUAACAGCUUUUGAGAUGGUUAUUCGAGAGAUCUACAACAACGUUAGCAGGAAGGUACUGAACUCUGAUUCUUACAAAGCGGAAUUAUCUGUCAAUCGGGUUAGCCUUGUCAACGAUGGGAGUGACGGUACAAAGCAGACACAAUGCUUAUAUUCUUGUUGCUCCAGAUGAUCGAAAUUUUAAGAU
Coffea arabica (coffee) is the source of this 442-nucleotide messenger RNA. Its product is annotated as ras-related protein RABA5c-like. NCBI's taxonomy places the organism in Eukaryota, Viridiplantae, Streptophyta, Magnoliopsida, Gentianales, Rubiaceae. Gene Ontology annotation, molecular function: GTP binding; GTPase activity. The record is from RefSeq and is a predicted model, not a curated record.